AUGUUCAGACUGUACGAAGUCGACCCCGAUGCGGAUACACUAAUCAUAAUUCCCACCCCCUCCAAGUCAUUCGCACCAUGGGAAGAGGCACCUUCUCCGUCAGACGCAACCUCCGUCUACGCCGGGAUCCUGCGCGGCACAUCGCGGCCGCCUAAUAGCUAUGCAUCCAUCGCGUCGGCACCCGAGGUGCGCAUCAAGGUCUCUUCCAGGCACCUCGGCCUCGCGUCGAAGCACUUCCGCAACAAGUUCCGGUGGGAGAACCCGGUCGAGGCAGACGGCAGAGUCCACAUCACUCUAGGCGGGUACGACCCCAAGGCAGUGAUCGUGGUCAUGGAUGCGGUCCACGGGCGCGGGAGGAAGGUGCCCCGGUCGGUUGACCUGGAGCUGCUGGCCAAGAUCGCGGUGUUUGUGGAUGCGUUCAAGUUCCAUGAGGCUGCUGAAGUGUAUGCCGAGCGGUGGUUCGAGAGACUCGAGGGUGCGCUCCCAACGACGUAUGGUAGGGAUCUAGUGCUCUGGAUUUACAUCUCUUAUGUGUUCCGCCAGCAUGAAGUGUUCAAGAAAGCCUCCAACGUGGCGAUAUUGCAGAGUAACGGUCCGAUACGAAGCCUGGGCUUGCAGCUCCGAGACGGCCUGAUCAGAGAAAUCGACAGUCAGAGACAGCAGUUGGUACGGCAGGCCUUGGAGGUCAUCAACAACACCCUCGACGCUCUGCAGGAGGACGAGGCGCCAUGUUCGCGUGGAUGCGAUACCUUCUUAUUAGGAGCGCUCGUCAAGUCGUUGCGCCGGCAUAAUCUCAUCUGGCCAAGACCGUCGAAGCCCUUCAUCGGAGUCAGCUUUGUCGGCAUCUCACAGUCAGUCGGGGAGGCUGGGGCCCAGCUGGCCCAGCUCGUGCCUGGCCUAUCGCUGAACGGCUCGGCAAACUUCAAGGAGAUAUCGAGAAAGCGGAAGACGCCGAACUCAGAGCCGAAGCAGACUUUAACUCCCGAUUCAUCGCCCGAGCUCAGGGCUACCUUUGACACUCACGAUUGCGGCGUGAGAAGGGGUCUAGGGGAGAAGCUCGAUGAGUUGGAAGCAGGUGUGAAGGGUUUGGAGCUUGAGAGCAAACUUGGGUAUUUGUUGUAUUGA
Diaporthe amygdali is the source of this 1125-nucleotide messenger RNA. RefSeq names its product glutathione s-transferase. The coding region runs from base 1 to 1125 and encodes 374 amino acids. The record is from RefSeq and is a predicted model, not a curated record. Lineage: Eukaryota; Fungi; Ascomycota; Sordariomycetes; Diaporthales; Diaporthaceae. The transcript is spliced from 2 exons.